CCAGGGGCAGGAGGUGGAAGGUGGCACAGUUUGGGCCGGGCCUCCCACCCUCACUGCCUCCACUUAAACCCCCACUUCCGCCUGCCUGCAUCCCAGGCCUAACAGAUGAGUUCCGUGAGCGCCCCAGGCGAUUCUCUGAGGGCCACAGAAGGAUGCGGGACCCCGGGCGGAAGGCAGGGCCUCCAGAGGGAAGGUGCACUGCAGACGGUGGUGUGGGUCUUCCCAGGCAGGUGCCAGAGCCAAGGGAGACGGUGGGGCAGAGAAGAGAGGGCAGGCCAAGCUGGCAACCAGCUUCCCACCAUACGAUGCGCGGAGCCUCCCAGCGCGCAGUCCGCCUCCCCAAAGCUGCAUCCUCUGACCUGGCCAAGGCGGGCUGCAGAGAUGAGACCCCCCUCCCAGCAGGUGGCACGGCCCUGGCUCUUCAGCCCGGAGGUCAACCGUUCUUCCAAAGGCCUGGCCCCCUCAGCUCCGGGCCUGGCUUGGGUUGUUCCCAAUGCAAAGCAACAGCGGCCCCGGGGUCUGCGGACGGGGAGCACCAGCUCUCGGCCAGGCCAGAGUCGGGGUAGGAGGCGAAUCCUGCGCGGUCGGUGGCGGCCCCAGGUGGGUGCGGUGCGCGGGCAUGAAGCGGCAGCACGACCCCCGACUUUGCAUCUGGACUUUUCUGGUAACGGACCAGCUCCUUCUGCCGGCCAGGCCGGGGAGACCGCGUGGCUCAGGGGCUGCGGCGGCCACCGGCCCGGGCGUGGGCGCUUUAGGGGCACCGGGGCGGUCGGUCACCCGGGUUUCGCGGGCCGCAAGCUCGGAGACGCGCGUGUUCCGCGUUGGCUGCCUGACCCGAAAUGGCGCAGCCCCGUCAUCUCCAGCGCGCUGGUCGAAAGGAUCCGAGCCACCCGCCGGGACGGCCGGGCCGAGGCCACCUAGCGGGGUCGGCCUUGGGAGGGGACCCGGAGCCGCGGCUGGGCGCUCGCCUCGGAGGGCAGUGUCCCCUCUCCGACCCCGCGGUCCCCACCAGGGCAGCACACCCCGCCCGCUCCCGCCUCCGCAGGCGCCCAGGGCUCGCAGGCUCGGAGCGGCCUCCGCCUCUGCCGGACCACCCAGGGCCGCCCCGCCGGAGAGGCCUCCCCGCCCCCGAGCCCUGGGUCACGUCCGGAAGGCCCGGGGCCCCCGCGUCCGGCCACGCCAUCCGCCCGGCGGCCCCAGGGACUCAGCGCCGGGUUCAGCGCAGGCCCCGCCCAGCACUCCCGCCCCUCCAACUGCCCGGCCCCCGGGACCGCGCCCCCGCCCGCGCUCUCCACGCUCGCACCCGUAUGGGGAGGGCGGCCCGGGGUCUCCCAGCUCCAAGCCGCGGCCCCUCGGCGCGCGUUACCUGGACGUGCGCUGCCCGCAGACUCUGGACGAGCUGGGCCCGGGCGUUGCGCGGCGGAACCGACCCUGUCCUGGACCGCAGGCAGCAGCUGACCCCGCGCCACCGGUCUGCGGGCGAGACCUCGGCUUGCUGAGCGAGAGCGAGAAGCGGCCCUUCGUGGAGGAGGCAGAGCGGCUUCGCGUGCAGCACAAGAAGGACCACCCCGACUACAAGUACCAGCCACGGCGCAGGAAGAGCACGAAGGCCGGCCAGAGUGAUUCGGACUCGGGUGCUGAGCUGGGACCCCACCCUGGCGGCGGUGCUGUGUACAAGACCGAAGCAGGGCUUGGAGAUACGCACCACCACGGCGACCACACAGGGCAGACCCACGGGCCGCCCACCCCACCCACCACCCCCAAGACGGAGUUGCAGCAGGCGGGCGCCAAGCCGGAGCUGAAGCUGGAGGGACGCCGGCCGGCGGACAGCGGGCGCCAGAACAUCGACUUCAGCAACGUGGACAUCUCGGAGCUCAGCAGCGAGGUCAUGGGCACCAUGGAUGCCUUCGACGUCCACGAGUUCGACCAGUACCUGCCCCUGGGCGGCCCCGCCCCACCCGAGCCCGGCCAGGCCUAUGGGGGCGCCUACUUCCACGCCGGGGCGUCCCCCGUGUGGGCCCACAAGGGUGCCCCAUCAGCUUCUGCGUCGCCCACCGAGACAGGUCCCCCGCGGCCGCACAUCAAGACGGAGCAGCCGAGCCCCGGCCACUACGGCGACCAGCCCCGAGGCUCGCCCGACUACGGUUCCUGCAGCGGCCAGGCCAGCGCUGCCCCGGCCGCCCCCGCCGGCCCCUUCACCGGCGCACAGGGCGACUACGGCGACCUGCAGGCCUCCAGCUACUACGGAGCCUACCCCGGCUACGCGCCCGGCCUCUACCAGUACCCCUGCUUCCACUCGCCGCGCCGGCCCUAUGCCUCGCCCCUGCUCAACAGCCUGGCCCUGCCGCCCUCCCACAGCCCCACCAGUCACUGGGACCAGCCGGUGUACACCACCCUGACCAGGCCCUGAGGGCCCGGCUGCAGGGAGGGACUCGCCGGCGUUGGGGGGCAGCCUUGUCCCGGCCUGGCAGGGACGGCCUCCCAGUGUGCGUGGCCAGGGCAGGCGGGCCGCGGUGGCUGAGCUCCGUCAAGUGCCAGCUGAAGUGUGCAGGGAAAUGUGCUUUUGCCUCCCGUGGCUCUCGGCCUCCAGAUGGCCACACCUCCGCCAAUGGACGAGCUCUCUCUCCCUUCUCUCUCUCUUUUUGAGGUGGCGGGAUGAUUCCGCAAAGAAGGGCCACCAUUUGGUGCCUCUUCUGUGAGGACUGGCGGCAACACCACCUUCGGUUUGCAUCUCGGUAGAGGAGAAACGGCAGCGCAGCCCAAGGACCAAAGGAGGGGGUGGCAGGGACCUUGCAGGGCGCUCUGAGGUCCAGGCCCUGAGGUCCAGGCUGGCCUCGGUGCUGAGAACCCCUGCACGCACGGCCUCAUUCCCUCGACGACAGCUGCACGGGCUGUCCGGGAUCCAGGGUGUCUGUCUGCAGACCCUCUGGGACGCGUCUGCUCCAGCAUCUCCGCGACCCGCCUGUCAGAUCUGAGGCGUCUCCUUGCUGGCAGAGUGCGCCCACGCAAGGUCUGGCUGGGAUUAACACGUCUCUCUUUUAUUUUUAUGUUUUUGAUAAUUUUUAUUUUUGAAGCUUAAAUGUGUUUCUUUUGAAAGCUGUUAAAGAUGUAUUUAUAUUCUGUAUUAUUUUAUCUUUAAUUAAUUAGGUAAUUUGGGCAAAGAGUAGAAUUUAAGAGAAAACAGAAGCUGGGAGGCUUCCCUUGAGGGCAGGCAGGAGGUGGGAUUGCAGCUGUUGGCCGGCAUCACAUUGCUUAGCUUCUGGGAGGCCGCCCUGGAAGGCCCGGAGGUCCCAAGGUCCCUGGGAGGACUGGACCCCUCAUGCCUCUAGCUUGGCAGCUGAAAACCCGAGGGAGGAGAAGGGACUUGCCUUGUGGCAUCUCUGAUCAGGUUAGGGUGCCCAGCACCCAGUAUCAGUUUGGGGUUUAGGAAGCAGGACUCUGUCCCUGCCCACAACUGUGCCACGUGGUAGGACACAGGAAUUCCUGGGUCCCUGCCCACGACUGUGCCACGUGGUAGGACACAGGACACAGGAAUUCCUGGGAAGUGAUAGCUUCAGAAGUGAUCUUGGCUCGCAGGCACCAAUGCCACGUACCAAGCUGUGAAACUAAACCUUCUCCACUAAACGUCGUUAGGGCCUUAGUUCUAGACGAGUAAUACCUGAUUUACCUGCACUGCUCCCCGUGUGCCGAGCACAGAGCAUACGAUAGCACCUACUUCACGCAAACUUGUGCCUUUAAACUUUGUAAAUUUAAAUACACCCGAGAAGUUGCUUCUUUUUACUUUUUCUACUUUUCCUACCUUUUUGUAGAAAAAAAAAAAUAAUAAUGUCUCUGCUUCUAUUUCUCUGGGAGUGGGGGCAGGGAGCCGCCGCAGACCUGUUUCAUGCAGCGUCUCCCUCGGCACCGCGUUCGGAGGACGCACCCUCACUCGCCUGCUGCCUUCGCUGCUUUCUGACCAACGCUAACUUUUGUACAGAUCGAUUUGAUAAAAUUAAACAAAGUGCUUUUUAUGGA
This is a messenger RNA of Chlorocebus sabaeus (green monkey), 4014 nucleotides long. Lineage: Eukaryota; Metazoa; Chordata; Mammalia; Primates; Cercopithecidae. The record is from RefSeq and is a predicted model, not a curated record.